AGCCACAUUUCUCACUCAGUCAACCUCACAACUCAAGGCCUUAAACCCGAUCACUCGAUUUUUUUUUCUAACUUUCAUCGCCUCAUUCAAUCAUGUUGACUUGUCAAGUACAAAAUGUAGCCUCGCUCGUGUCCACUGUCAAAGCUCUGGAUGGAACCGCCGCAGUGUUUCCUGUUUGGAGAUCGUGCAUCGAGGAUGUUUUGAGUAUGCAAAACACCCUCAAAAUAGUGAACGGAUCUCUCCCAAGACCUAAGGAAGACUCCAAAUCAGACAGCUUGGUUGCACGAUCGAUGGACUACUCGAAAGGCUAUAACCCCAAGGAAGUCGUCGCCGACUGGGACGCUCUCUCCGAGCUCGCCUGCGCUACGAUUCGUCUGACGCUUUCGCGGCCAUUGGCUUUGCGAUAUCGAAAAACCAAACCCGCUACCCGUCUCUUUACGACUAUCGUUAACGCUUACGAAAAGAACACAAGAGCUCGAAGAAUUCGCCUUCAAGAAGCAUUCUGGGAAUCCAAACACGACCCCAAUACACCAAUUGCUCUCUGGAUUGGUCAUGUCAGGGUUGCGGCCGAUGAAUUACUAACAAUCAACGAGUUGCCGACCGACCGACACAUUGCCGAUCGCCUUGUUGCUGGAUUAGACAGCUCAUGGUCCGCUGUCAAGGACUCGAUAGUAUAUACGGCUCAAGAGAUGUCUUUGGACGACACCAUCGGUGCCUUGGAAGCUCACGAAGUUAGCCUCAACGGAAAAACGUCAACCGACUUUGCCUCAGCCUCCUUUGCCUCAUCCAAGCGCUUUGGGUGCUCUAACUGUGGCAAACGAGGCCACAAGUCAUCCGAGUGUAGAAAACCAAAAACAAAGGCCGGUGCAGUAUCAACAGUCAAGCUCGGUGGCUACGACUCAGGUUCAUUUGACGAUGGAGAUGAAAUCGAUGUCUUAUAUGAGUAAUCGAACUUAGUUGGACACCAAUUUUUUAUUUCUUCUUAGUACGCUGAAUAGUUUUCAGGCCUACUGUGGAUUCUCUAUCAUUUUAGUCUAGCAAUCUUAAAUGAUACAUUAUCCUAGUUUCUUAUUUUUUUCUCUCUCUUCAACUAUCAAACAAUGGCUUAGUUAUCAGCAAGGAGGGGUGUUGGGAUACCUGUAUGUAGUCAUCAUAUGCUAGUAGUGAGGUAUGCUUCUACUAAGCACGUCAUCUCUACUAGAUUGCCGGUUUCUGUCUCUUCUCCUCUCCUCAUCAAAAUCUAGCCACAUUUCUCACUCAGUCAAC
Puccinia graminis f. sp. tritici CRL 75-36-700-3 is the source of this 1266-nucleotide messenger RNA. RefSeq lists its product as uncharacterized. NCBI's taxonomy places the organism in Eukaryota, Fungi, Basidiomycota, Pucciniomycetes, Pucciniales, Pucciniaceae. Bases 93 to 947 code for a protein of 284 amino acids. Gene Ontology annotation, molecular function: nucleic acid binding; zinc ion binding. The transcript has 2 exons. The record is from RefSeq and is a predicted model, not a curated record.